Octopus sinensis (East Asian common octopus) is the source of this 2811-nucleotide messenger RNA. Its product is annotated as ubiquitin-like modifier-activating enzyme ATG7. The record is from RefSeq and is a predicted model, not a curated record. Gene Ontology annotation, cellular component: phagophore assembly site; cytoplasm. Gene Ontology annotation, molecular function: Atg8 activating enzyme activity; Atg12 activating enzyme activity. NCBI's taxonomy places the organism in Eukaryota, Metazoa, Mollusca, Cephalopoda, Octopoda, Octopodidae. Bases 365 to 2434 code for a protein of 689 amino acids. The transcript is spliced from 20 exons. Gene Ontology annotation, biological process: cellular response to nitrogen starvation; C-terminal protein lipidation; autophagy of mitochondrion.
UAAAUCUGCAAUGUUUAUAUCCAGAUUCAGUCCAAUUGAAUCGAGCACUUGGCUUCACAAACGUUAAUUACUAACGUCUAGUUAUACUCUUCAUUGGAUCGAAGAUAAUUCGCUGUGGAUAUUUCUUCAAUUGUUUUAAUUAUUACAUAUCUACCUGAGAUGUUGCUAGUGAGAUAGAAGUGUUUGUUUCUUCUUUUUUUCACAAGAUAAAACUCGAAUUAUUCCUACCAACUGAUAUACCAAAUAAUAAUAAAGAUAACGAAUUGUGGUGUUGUUUGGACAGUUUUGUCAAUGGACUUUGAAAUAUUGUAACUACUUUUUCUCCAACGAAGCUGACAGUCGUCUGCAACUGAGCCUCGUAAUUAUGGCAACCGAACCUCAGAAGUUGAUGUUUGUACCCUUCAGUAGCGCCUUAGAUGCUGGUUUAUGGUAUAAACUUUCAGAGAACAAACUCAAUGUCUACGGAUUAGACGAAUCGCCGAAACCAGUUUUUGGAUUUUAUUACAAUGGAUAUUCCAGUGGGCCAUGUCGGCUGAGCCUUGAUUUCACUGCCUUUGACAGCAAAGCUGAGGCACCACCACGCCAUUGUAAAGCAGAAGGCUUGUUAUAUCUGGUGAACACCAUUGAAGCAUUCAAGAACUUCAAGCAAAAAGAGAUUUUGCAAGCAACAGCAGAGCAGAUAUUCAAUGAUAUUAAGUCAGGGAAAGCAAUGGAGAACCCCAACCUACUCACUCAGUUUAUCAUGCUGUCCUUUGCUGAUCUAAAGAAGUACCACUAUUACUACUGGUAUGCCUUCCCUUGCAUCUCUUUACCAGACAAUGUCCUUGUUCACAAACAGAGACUACUGAAGGAUUGUUUCACAAAUGACAUGCUUGAAAACCUCAUGAAAGCCUAUGAUGAAUUCCAGUCAUUAAACAAAAGACUGCAAGCCUUUUUUUUAUUUCAACAAACAAAUGAUGGUAAAAUUAUUGUACAUCCUGUCAGCAUGUUGACCAAGUUGAUGUCUGAGAACCAAAAGGUGAUAUUUGCCUUUUAUGAUCCUUGUCCUGCAAGUGAUUUCCCUGGUUGGCCCCUACGGAAUUACCUCUACUUCAUCUCAUAUGUCAUAGGUGACAAAGUGAGUGAAAUUGAAGUCGUCUGCUUCAAAGACAAAAUGCAGAAUGGUGUACGCAGCAUAGCUCACAGUCUUGCCCUCAGCCUGAAGAUUCCACCAGUUUCCCAUAUUACAGAAUGCUCAUCAACAGUAGGCUGGGAGAAGAAUGAACGGGGCAAGAUGGGACCGCGUAUGGUCAACCUAAGUCAUUCCAUGGACCCUAAUAUAUUAGCAGAAUCUGCUGUUGGCCUAAAUUUAAAGUUGAUGCGCUGGCGCCUAAUCCCGGACUUGGAUUUAGAGUUAAUUUCUCAGACCAAAUGUCUUUUACUUGGAGCUGGAACUCUUGGUUGUAAUGUUGCCAGAUGUCUUAUUGGAUGGGGUAUUAGGAAUUUGACAUUGGUGGACAAUGGGAAGAUUUCAUAUUCCAACCCUGUACGGCAGUCAUUAUUUGUCUUUGAAGAUAGCCUGAAUGGCAAAAAACCAAAAGCUGAAACUGCAGCAGAAUCACUCAAGAAAAUAAUUCCAGGUUUGAAUGCAGUUGGUUUGACGCUGAGUAUUCCAAUGCCAGGUCACCAUGUUACAGAUGGAGUCCUGGAGCAAACAAAAAAAGACAUAACAGUUUUGGAACAAUUGAUCUCAGAGCAUGAUGUGAUAUUCUUGUUGAUGGACACCCGUGAGAGUCGAUGGCUGCCUUCCCUCAUUGCUGCAUCACAGCAAAAGAUUGUCAUCAAUGCUGCCUUAGGGUUUGAUACAUUCCUCGUUCUACGGCAUGGUUUGAGAAACCCAGAUGAUGUUGACAAUGCCACAGAAACUGAUGCAGAAAUUCUCAAGGGUAACCUUGCUGGGAACAAACUUGGCUGUUAUUUCUGUAAUGAUGUAGUUGCUCCUGGUGAUUCCACUAAGGACCGUACAUUGGAUCAACAAUGUACAGUUUCAAGGCCUGGAAUGUCCAUGAUUGCAGCUGGCAUAGCUGUGGAGUUGAUGGUCUCCAUUUUACAACAUCCCCUCAGGCUAAAGGCACCAGCUUGUACCAGUACUGAUUCGGAUUUCCAAAGUGAAUCGGAAUCCUGCCUUGGAAUAGUUCCUCAUCAGAUUCGAGGGUUUCUCUCUCAUUAUCAUAUUGUACUCCCAGCUGCCAGGGCAUUCAAAAAGUGUACAGGUUGCUCAGACACAGUGAUCAAAAGUUACCAAAAAGAUGGAUUUGACUUUUUAUUCAUGGCCUUCAAUAUCCCUUCCUUCCUCGAGGACCUGACUGGACUGACUCAGAUGCAAAUGGAAUCCAUUGAUGCUGAUAUCUUGUCACUGAGUGAUGAUGAUGAUGAUACUGGUUCUUCUAUGUAAUGGUUCACCAAGGGACUUUCCCUGUCAGAAAGUAAACUGCCAUCUAUGACAAUUCUGUAUUGGAGAUCAGAGAAGAUAGCAGCCACAAACGAGAAAGGAAAGUGUGUGUGUGUGUGUGUGUGUGUGUGUAUGCAUACAUAAAAAGAAAAAAAAACCCCAAAUAAAUAUCAACUUUGAUCUCCUUUCAGAUUCUUUUGUUUUCUUAUAUUCUUUUGUCCCCGAUCCCUUGUUAUCAAGUACAUUAUGUUAAUAUUUGAUCAACUUUUCUCCUGACCCUCUAUUUUGCCAUUUGAUCACUUUCCCUAUUUGUGGACCAAUAUAUUACUUUCCACCCACUGCCAUGGUCCCUUUUUUUAAAAAUAUUUUUUCAAAUUUUU